Messenger RNA from Malus domestica (apple), 1120 nucleotides. NCBI's taxonomy places the organism in Eukaryota, Viridiplantae, Streptophyta, Magnoliopsida, Rosales, Rosaceae. The record is from RefSeq and is a predicted model, not a curated record.
AGUGGAAGGUGGCACUUGCCUAUAAAAGCAAGACGAACGGCACGCCCGACCCCGUCCUCCUGUCCAACGCCCUCUGUCUCUCUGCUAAAAAUAGCCAUUAAAGCUCGAAGAGCUAAUUUUCCAAGAUACCCAGAAAAAAGAUUGAAGCUUUGAAGGAAGGAUAGUAGUAAGACUGAAAGCACUUUCUGUGCCGAACUUCUGCGUUUCUCUUCACGUAUUGGUGAAAAAAACAAAUUAGAAGAACCGAAAAAUGGCGUUGCAGCAAUUCUUUGCACACGAAUGCAAAUCCAUCGCCGGAGAAACAACAGAAUCAGAAAAUUCCAAAGGUGGCUUUGACUGCAACAUCUGCUUAGACUUUGCACACGAGCCAGUGGUCACCUUCUGUGGCCAUCUAUAUUGCUGGCCUUGCAUUUACAAAUGGCUUCACGUUCAGAGUGCGUCCCUUGCCUCCGAUGAGCGCCCUCAGUGCCCUGUUUGCAAGGGUGAUAUAUCACACACUACCAUGGUCCCACUUUACGGCCGGGGCCUAGCAACUUCUGAACCUGAGCUUGAAGGAAAGGUGGCACUCUACAGGGGAAUGGUAAUACCUCCCAGACCAUCAGCAUGCGAUGCGCAAGCUCUCAUAUCUAGCACCUCUCAGACGGUCCAGCAACUCCCGUAUCGUAACCCUUAUCAGAACCAACAGUAUAACCCUCAUCCAUACAGCAGUUUCGGGGAACAUUCUUCCUCGCCGCUGCUUGACCUCGGAGGCACUGCAGUGGCAGGUAUCCACCAUCCAGCGGUUGGGGUGUUUGGGGAAAUGGUUUAUUCAAGGGUGUUCGGAAACUCGCAGAGCGUAUAUGGGUAUCCCAAUUCGUAUCACCUAACCGGAAGUAGUACUCCGAGGCUGAGGAGGCAUGAGAUGCAGGCAGACAAGUCACUAAACAGAAUAUCUAUUUUCCUCUUCUGUUGCUUGCUUUUGUGCCUUCUUGUCUUUUGAAGUUUAGAGAUUUGGUCAUUCUAUUUCUGCUGCCAUUUUGUAUACUGUAUAAUUAACGCUUGGGAACAUAGAUAGAUGAAAUUAGAUGUGAAAUAUAUGAGGUAAUAGUAAUCCUAGAGAUUUUAUUCAGAAUCAUCCUUA